ACAGCCCGCGCAGUUGCCGCGGAUCGUGCUGAGCCCCGCGAGCCGAGGCAGCGCAGCCUAGGGAGGGGGCUGCCCCGGCCCCCUCCUGCAGUCCCGGCCCCUAGAGGCUCGGCCUUCCUCGCAGGAAGGCGAAGUCCCCGGUGCCAGGUCCGGGGACCAGCAGCCGAGAACGCCCGGGUCCCGGAGCCAACAGGCUCCGAGUGCCCUCGCUCCCCCGCGCCUUCCCGGAGCCCCGCCAGCCCCCGAGGUGCAGGAAGGUCCCGCGGACGGAGCGGGCCUGCCGGCGUUCAGUGGGGUUCUUGGUGAAGCACUUGGCACGCAUCGGAGCUCAUUACUCCUCAUCGUGGUCCUGUAAGGAAGUUUGAGGCUGAGACCCGAAAAGACCUGGGUGCAAGCCUCCAGGCACCCUGAAGGGAGUGGGCUGAGGGCUGGCCCAAGCUCCCUCCUCUCCCUCUGUAGAGCCUAGGAUGCCCCUCUGCUGCAGCGGCUCCUGAGCUCAUGGAGCCCUCAGCCACCCCAGGGGCCCAGAUGGGGGUCCCCCCUGGCAGCAGAGAGCCGUCCCCUGUGCCUCCAGACUAUGAAGAUGAGUUUCUCCGCUAUCUGUGGCGCGAUUAUCUGUACCCAAAACAGUAUGAGUGGGUCCUCAUCGCAGCCUAUGUGGCUGUGUUCGUCGUGGCCCUGGUGGGCAACACGCUGGUCUGCCUGGCCGUGUGGCGGAACCACCACAUGAGGACAGUCACCAACUACUUCAUUGUCAACCUGUCCCUGGCUGACGUUCUGGUGACUGCUAUCUGCCUGCCGGCCAGCCUGCUGGUGGACAUCACUGAGUCCUGGCUGUUCGGCCAUGCCCUCUGCAAGGUCAUCCCCUAUCUACAGGCUGUGUCCGUGUCAGUGGCAGUGCUAACUCUCAGCUUCAUCGCCCUGGACCGCUGGUAUGCCAUCUGCCACCCACUAUUGUUCAAGAGCACAGCCCGGCGGGCCCGUGGCUCCAUCCUGGGCAUCUGGGCUGUGUCGCUGGCCAUCAUGGUGCCCCAGGCUGCAGUCAUGGAAUGCAGCAGUGUGCUGCCUGAGCUAGCCAACCGCACACGGCUCUUCUCAGUCUGUGAUGAACGCUGGGCAGAUGACCUCUAUCCCAAGAUCUACCACAGUUGCUUCUUUAUUGUCACCUACCUGGCCCCACUGGGCCUCAUGGCCAUGGCCUAUUUCCAGAUAUUCCGCAAGCUCUGGGGCCGCCAGAUCCCCGGCACCACCUCAGCACUGGUGCGGAACUGGAAGCGCCCCUCAGACCAGCUGGGGGACCUGGAGCAGGGCCUGAGUGGAGAGCCCCAGCCCCGGGCCCGCGCCUUCCUGGCUGAAGUGAAGCAGAUGCGUGCACGGAGGAAGACAGCCAAGAUGCUGAUGGUGGUGCUGCUGGUCUUCGCCCUCUGCUACCUGCCCAUCAGCGUCCUCAAUGUCCUUAAGAGGGUGUUCGGGAUGUUCCGCCAAGCCAGUGACCGCGAAGCUGUCUACGCCUGCUUCACCUUCUCCCACUGGCUGGUGUACGCCAACAGCGCUGCCAACCCCAUCAUCUACAACUUCCUCAGUGGCAAAUUCCGGGAGCAGUUUAAGGCUGCCUUCUCCUGCUGCCUGCCUGGCCUGGGUCCCUGCGGCUCUCUGAAGGCCCCUAGUCCCCGCUCCUCUGCCAGCCACAAGUCCUUGUCCUUGCAGAGCCGAUGCUCCAUCUCCAAAAUCUCUGAGCAUGUGGUGCUCACCAGCGUCACCACAGUGCUGCCCUGAGCGAGGGCUGCCCUGGAGGCUCCGGCUCGGGGGAUCUGCCCCUACCCCUCAUGGAAAGACAGCUGGAUGUGGUGAAAGGCUGUGGCUUCAGUCCUGGGUUUCUGCCUGUGUGACUCUGGAUAAGUCACUUCCUCUGUCUGAGCUUGUGUCCCCUAAGCAGGGUUGAUGUGAGGAUUAAGCAUGCUGAAGCAAGUGGAAAGCUCCUUGUAAACUGUGAAGUGUUGUGGACAUGAUUAUUGUUGUACUUCUCUCAUUUGGCCAUACCCCACAGUAUAAUCUGUCCCCAUCCUCCUUCCAGAGCUUGGUCAUCCUCCUAAAGACCCCUUUCCUACCCAAUUACAGGCCUUCCCUGGAGUCUGCUCUAAAGGUCCCAACAGGCAUUUCCAUCUUGUUCCAUGGCUCCCUGAAGCCCAGGGCUGCACUUGGCCAGCUGUUCUGAUGCCUGUGUGAACUAAUCUGGGCCCAGCCUUUCUCCAGCGGGCCACGAGCACAGCCCCACCCUAACCAGGUGCCAAGGGCACACACCACAGACCCGACCUUGUUGGCUUUGUGGUGUGAUAAAACACUCUCCAUGGCCACUUGGCAGAGAGGCCAGCAGCCCGAAGCAACUGUAAUUAAAAGCCUGGCACUGAAUGUUCCCUUUCCUUGUCAUUGCACAAAAUCUGUGCUGCUUAGGUUAGGAGCAGAAGAAGGUGGGGAAGCUGGGGGGAGGGAAGACAAGAAGGCACUAGAAUGCUCUUAUCUGCUGACCUCCCACCCCCACCACACGGGAUCCCAGAUGGACUCAGCCAGGCCUCGGCACACGUGGUGCUGCCUCCUCAUGCGGUGCCAAUCCUGUGACGCCGGGACCUCACCCCUCGACACAACUGUCUGCUCACAGGCCCAGUGGCCUGGGGAAGGAUAAAAAGAGAAAGCCACAGACUUGGCCAGACAUGCUCCGUCUGCCACCGAGAUUUUAAGGCUGCCAAAGGCCCUGAGCCUUGUUGCCAGAGAAGGACGUGGAGUGCAGCCUGAAGUGCUACUCUGCUGAGAGGAACAGGGACAUCUGGCAGGGGCCAGCUCUGCUAUGCAUACCACCAGGUCUGCUUAACUUGAUUAAUAGAGCUGUGGGCUCCCUCUGACCUCAACCGUCAAGAACGUGGGCAGAGCCCUGGUGCUGCCAGGGGCCCAGCCCAGGAGUGUUGAAGCACUGCUCCUCCUAAGCACCCCGCUUUACCCAGAGCAGGUGGAAUGUGUGGUCUAAGUAUGCCACCUGCUCUCCACACGACUUACCAGCCCAGCUCUCUGUGGACGGGGCAGAGCUCUAGCUGCUGCCAGGAGGAUGGGCUCUCCUGCCCAUUCCACACUCCCACUGGCCUUAGGAUCCAAAGCGGUUGGCACAGUGCAUAGGUAGGCUUGGAGGUGAGUGUGCAGAAUGAGGUAUGAGGGCUGGCCCCCAAGCUCAGAACCAACCGUGCUUACAAGAUCAAUCCAGGUCUUGGGCUCCUCAGCCUCAGCUGAGCACAAAGGUGAGAGACUACAAUUGGCACCAUCGGGUUUCAGCAGACACUUGGUUCAGUGGGAACAAAGAAACAACAGGCGCUGCUCCUAAUGGCUGCACGCUCUGCUGGCUGAACCCAGCACCAUGGGGGGCCUCAGCCCUCCACUCUGGGGGACUCAGAUAAACUGAAGAAAAUUCAGGGGAGGUGACCAGGAUGCCAAGGGCAGAGAUGCUCAGCGAGGGACUGCUCAAGAGCCCAGGGCUAUCUGGCCCAGGGAAGAGAGGACUUGGGGAAAAUGUGGUAUAUAGGGUAGGCUCCACUAUAUAGAGGGUUGGCAUGCAUAAAGGGUGAUGUAUGUCCUGGGUGGCCCACAGAGAAAACCACAGCAAAUGGUGGUGUCUUCAAGAUGGCAGGAUUUAGAAUCCACAUAAGGAAGAUGUUUCUGCCAGUCAUGGAGGAAAUGGGCUGCCUUGAAAGGCACUGAGUUCUUUGCCUUUGGCGAAGCAGAGGCCAGACUCACAUGGGGACUAUGAACGGAAUUUUAGCUCUGGAUGGGGGCUGGCCUCUGGGAACUGGAUUCCAUCUAAUGCGGGGAUUCUAGCACUACAGCAGCCCAGAGGAGAAUGCAACUGACCUGGCUAAGCCCGACACACUGCUGGGCCUCACUGACCUGCAAAACAGUCAUAGUUACUUCCAACUACCCACUGCAGGGAGGAGAGCCCUGCACAGGGCCUCAGAGCUCUUUAUCUCAAAAAGCCAAAAGAUAAUCACCAUUACCCAGAAUAAAGCCCCCUGGCAAACUAGAAUGUCUGGUGUCUUUGGCUUUUGAUUGAAAUGUGGUCAGCUCAUUAGAGACACUCGGUGUAGACUGGGUAUUAUGCUGAUCUAAAGAUCUGACUUGCAAGUACAGAUGUCUGUGCUUAAUAAAAGUGGGGAGAACGUUAUGACUUAAUAAAUGGAGUUUGUCUGGAAGAUAAAACUAGGGCCUGAGAAAAUAGAAAAGGCCAGGCUAUGAAGUUUGAGGUAGCUGCUUUCAACCCAGAAUGCCAGCCCUAAAACUGCUAUGAAAUAGCUUCCUAAAUAGACCUUCAGGCCAUACUGAACUGAACCCGGCAGGCCCCUCAGCUGGCUACCCUAUACUUCAACUUCCCUCUGGCAGUGGAGAGGAGCCCCACAUAGGCAAUGUCCCCCCAAGCUGCUGCUUUCUGCAUGGCGUGGUGUAUAGGAUGUACUUAAAUAGUCACUGAAAGGAUGAGUGGAUGGACCUGUAGCUGAGAAAUCAUGGUGGAAAACAUGGAACUCCAGAGUUUCAUCCUUUUAUUGAAGCUUACAAUUUCACUGGA
Molecule: messenger RNA, 4600 nt
Organism: Homo sapiens (human)
Lineage: Eukaryota; Metazoa; Chordata; Mammalia; Primates; Hominidae
Gene: HCRTR1
Product: hypocretin receptor 1
Exons: 11
Coding region: 499-1776 (425 amino acids)
Biological process (GO): feeding behavior; G protein-coupled receptor signaling pathway; regulation of cytosolic calcium ion concentration
Cellular component (GO): membrane; plasma membrane; synapse
Molecular function (GO): peptide hormone binding; orexin receptor activity; G protein-coupled receptor activity
Source: RefSeq, a predicted model, not a curated record